Messenger RNA from Gopherus evgoodei (Goodes thornscrub tortoise), 2333 nucleotides. RefSeq names its product TNF superfamily member 18 (gene TNFSF18). Bases 115 to 657 code for a protein of 180 amino acids. The record is from RefSeq and is a predicted model, not a curated record. Lineage: Eukaryota; Metazoa; Chordata; Testudines; Testudinidae. Gene Ontology annotation, biological process: immune response; tumor necrosis factor-mediated signaling pathway; T cell proliferation involved in immune response. The transcript is spliced from 3 exons. Gene Ontology annotation, molecular function: tumor necrosis factor receptor binding. Gene Ontology annotation, cellular component: membrane.
GGCUGCUCAUUCUUGGUGUCAAGAACUCACGAAUUCUUGCAGUAUUUUUUAAAUGUUGCUGCCGCUGUUUGGUUUUGAGCUGUCUCAUCUCUAGCAGUUUGAGAGCUAAGCAACAUGGAAACAUCAAAUUUCCUGCAGAAUGGGAAUAUUCCCAGGGAAGCAAACAAUUCAGGAUGCAAUCGGAUGAAUCUUUGCACUUUGGCUCUUUUAAUACUGGUUGUGGUUCCACUUUUGAUAGUCUGCUUUCUGAGCCUUCAUAGCCAGCCUCCGGAGAUCUGCUGGGCUCAUGCAACUUCACCUUCAAAACAUCGUGAUUAUGACAUCAUAUGGAAGUGGAGCUUGACAGACUGCAGUAGCUUUGUAAGGAAUGGCUCUGACCAAAAGCUGGAGAUCCUGCAAAGUGGCAUGUACUUCAUCUAUGCCCAGGUGACUCGCAUGAAGGAAAUAGAAAGUUAUUUUACGAUGAUGCUCUACAAAGAUGAGAAUAUUCUCCUCAACCAGAUGACUGGAACAAAUACUGGGGAGAACAUUGCCUCCAUCAAUUUCGGGAGACCUUAUUUUCUGAGCAAGGGGGAGAAGCUGUUCUGUAAAGUCAAUGACGGACUUGAACACAUCUUGACAGAAAAUCUGACUUACUGGGGGCUGUACAAAAUGUAACAGACUUCCACUCAGAGUCAGCUUCUCUCACCCUCCAACGAACAUUAGGAAUCUAACCUCUGAGUCUGAAGUGUUUGCAAUUUCUCUGCAUCAAACUCAAUACAAUGAUGCUUUGAGCUUUCUCAUCUUCCUGUUGAAGUAAUUCAGGAUACAUGCUCAACAAGCUGUGAAUGUGCGACUCCAGUAAUGACAUCAGAUUGUCACAAGUUAUGGGAGGAAGACACUUCUCGAAAAACUGUGUGAACAAAGAAAAGCAAUAUCUUGAUGUGUUAGAAAUGUUAGUUCUAAAAUCCCAGGAAAAUGAGUCACUAUGUUCUUCUCAUUCUGCACUGGUAAACAGUUCCACUCCGUGGCUGGCUGCCUUUCCGUGCGGGGUGAAAGUGAUUAUCAUUUGUAUAUUUUGUGAAGUGCCUUGGAGGUCCAUGGACAUGAAAGAUGCUGUGUCAAUGUAAUGUAUAAUGUGCAUACUGUACAUAACCUGGACAAAGAGUGGCCUGUCUAGGAUUGAGGGACCAACAUGUUUAAAAGCAAAUGGAAUAGAGGGACAAUUCCUUGCUCCUAUCCAGGGCUUCAGUGGAACAUCCUCUUCUUUCUGUCCCCUUCUCUCCUCACAUACAUACCCAAUUUUAGCAAGGGAAACUGCAGCUGUCCCAGUCCCCUCAGGGUGAACCCUGCCCCAUCAUCCCUGGGGAUUCACACCAUUUAGGAGUUUUGCAUUCAGAAUGAAUGCAAACUUUAUUUUCUCUUUGAACCAUUGAGUCCAAUGCAGGAGUACUGAAGGUGGCACACACAGCCUGUGUGUCCACAUUAAGAUUCAGGGUUCCUUGACCCCCACCAUUUUCUAUCAUACAGUGCUGUAACAUGGACUUAACAGGGCAGAUAAAGUCACACAGAGCAGCAUCUGGACUGGAGGGGGACCAGGCUUCAAAUUCUCUUAACAUCUAUAGCUGCAUUGUGCAAUAUAAGCAGAUGUAACAUUUGUCAUUGAAAGGAAGUGGAGUACCCAUAUCUCUAUUGAUGGAAGGGCACAACUGUAGAAGUAAAGGUAGAGAAAGAGUGUGAUCUAGUGGGGAGAGCUGAUGAUUGAGAUCGUUGAGCUGUAUCAUAUGUUCCUCUACUGAGUCAGUGUGUGACCUUGGGUAAGUCACUGUGGUUGUGCCUCAGCUUCUCCUCGCUAAACAGGCAUAACAAUGUAUUUACCUACCUCACAGGGAUGUUGUAAGGCUGAAUAAAUGGACAUUGUAAAGUGCUUGGAGAUACUCCGAUUCCCUGUUCUAGUGCUGUGGUUGGCCACAAUCAGGCUUUUUGUUCCUUGAUUGGCUGUCCUAGAGCAAACUCCUCUGAUAGAUAUAUGCUUAUUUUAAUACAAAUAGCCAUAUUUGCAUGAAUAAAGCCUCCCCAAUCAUUCCUUGAAACAAAUUACAGCUUCAUGGAUUUUCAUGGACAAACAAACAAAUACAAACACUAUUGGACUGAAUCACAAUUUAGGGUUAGUUUGGUGCAAUGUAGCUGGUAUGAUUUUAUUUUCUGUGUAUUCCAACAUUAAAUAUUAUGGUGCCUGCUUUACAGAAGUGGCUGCCAUUUUGUGUUCAUUUCAGUGCAGACCAUUAAAGAGGGGACACAAACAUACAUACAAACAAUGCUCUCUCAUGUAGACUUUACCUUUGUUCUUUCUU